Molecule: messenger RNA, 2155 nt
Organism: Limulus polyphemus (Atlantic horseshoe crab)
Lineage: Eukaryota; Metazoa; Arthropoda; Merostomata; Xiphosura; Limulidae
Product: zwei Ig domain protein zig-8-like
Exons: 7
Coding region: 264-1262 (332 amino acids)
Biological process (GO): synapse organization
Cellular component (GO): neuron projection membrane
Source: RefSeq, a predicted model, not a curated record
UCCUGAGCAACUGAUGGACGCACAACAGAGGAGCAGAGAUCUCGCUGAUUUUGCUUUCGUUUUUCUAUUGAUGUGGUGAUCAUCUCUAUCUGCGAACAACAGUUUGAUUGAACGACCAUUGGUAUUUCAAAUAUUAUUGCUGUAGUUUCUUGCAAAUAACAAUUUUGACUGUAAGAUUAUAAAUGACAUUCAGUCAUAUGAACCCGUACUGUAUUUGAAAAUUAGUAUAUGUAUAUAUAUAUAUAUAUAUACAUAUAUAAAAUAUGUCACAGAAUAGUCCAUCCCGAUUCACAGCCUCUGGGAGUUCAUUGGCGGACGAAAAUGCACUGUCUUUCUUCACAUAUCGGAGAAGAACUUGGUUGCAGAGAAUGUUUGCCUGUGUAAUUACUGUAUUCGUUGCGAACGCAUUACUUCCUUCUGUAAGCACCCAACAGCCGAACCUGUGGUCGGAAAAAGAAUUGUGGCAGCAUGAAGAACCAUUGAGAAAAAUCUUCAACAGUCUCAAGAGCCGCUCUCAGAAUCAGCCUUCUUUUUCUGACAUCACCAUCACAAAUGUGACGACACAAGUUGGACAGACUGUAUUCUUGCACUGCUUUUUCGAGGCAUUUGGGGACAAAACGGUGUCAUGGGUACGUCUUCUUGAUUACCACGUUCUAACUGUUGGGAAAUACACCUAUACUACAGACGAUAGAUUCAAGGCCUUCCACACCGAAUACUCAAACGAAUGGACAUUAAAAAUUGAACUUGUUCAGGAGCGUGACAGUGGUUUCUACGAAUGUCAGAUGACUUCUAGCCCCCCGGCACGUCAAAUUCUCUAUCUUCGUGUAGUAGUUCCCCAAGCGAAGAUUCAUGAUGGGUCAGACCUCUUUCUGGACCCUGGGAGUCCAAUCAAUCUAACAUGUGUUAUCAGUGAUAGUCCAGAACUCCCUGUCUUCAUUUUCUGGUACCACAAUAACCGCAUGAUUAACUACGACCUGCCAAGAGGUCGCAUUUCUGUGUUGAAGGUUAGUCAGGAUACAGCCGUUUCUAAUCUUUAUAUCGAAGAUGCACAACCCGAAGAUUCCGGAAACUACACUUGUGGGCCUUCAAACACUGACUCAGCCAGUGUACUGGUUCACGUCGUGAAAGGAGCAAAGCAGGCCUCCGUACAGAACGACGGCAGACCACUGCAUACUUCUGCGGUUGGUACGAAAGGAUCAACGGCUUUGCUUUUCCCAAUGUUCCUCUGCUUCCAACAACUUUACCAGAACCGAUGGAGAUGACAGGAAAAUGGCCGACAGAUUUGGAAGGGUUGUGGUUUAGGGCGCUUCAAUCUGUUGUUUUGUUGUGAGUGCGCACAUUAAGUUCAAGGGUCUCUUAUUUUAGCAUUCCGUGAAUUUUUCUACAACAGAAGCAGCUACUAAGUACGUUUAUAAUUUAGAUUUUCAUUACUAUUUGUGCAAGUGUCGUCAGCGCCAAAACCGUGUUUCGCAUCGACAGGUAAUUUUGGAACCAAUGACAAGUCUAGUUCGAAAGAUACGCCCACUAUUACCAUAGAUUCUAGUUUAACUUUAGCGUGGUCGUCUUCAUUUAGCUUGCUUGCUCUGAUUAUUAUUUUAAGGGUUUCGUUGACUUCAGCUAUAAUCUCUUCACCUUAUCGUGUGUUGUUUUUUCACGAAGAGUCUUGAUGGACACAUCUUCCCCGUCCAAUUGGAAUAUUGUGACGGCUUUUGGAUUGUGUUUCACACUGCAAAUAUCGAAAUAUACGUGUAUAUAAAAUUGUUCAUAAACUGCAUGGUUAUUGUGAAGGUGAUUGUUCAUUUUUCUUGUGUCAACGUAAUAAAAUAAUAGUGUGACGAAUCCCCUCUCCCCCAUGUAAAUAUUUUGUAAUUAGAGCAAGAUCUUUUGGUGAAUGUCUGUAGUUUAAUUGUUUCAUUUCUGUGUUACAUAAUGCUUGGAAUUUGAUGUUAAGAAAUAAAAUGUUUAUAUUUCCCUGUGCUAACUCGUUGUGUUCGGCAUGUACAAGAUUUAUGUUCGACUUCUCCAGCUGCUUUUCUCUUAAAAGUCACAAGCAAUUAAAAAUUGAACAAAUAUGAUUUUAUCCUCCAAUUCAACCCCCCCCCCCCCAAAUGAUUAUGUAAGUUUUAAAACAUUCACCACAAUCUUAGCAGCAUAG